UUAAAAGUGUCUUCGUUAUGGAAACUGUUAGCCGGAAAGUCAAUUCGUGUCUUACUCGUAUUUUAUCAGAGGUAGAUCAGUAAGAGAUGGCGCCCCAUAAUUGUACAACAGCUUACGUGCUGAUACGCACUCUGCACUCUGAUUGGUCACGCACAAAGCAGCGCUGUGAGUGGUCGAAAAUAAAGACAAUGAAACCCUUUUAACAUAAUGUAAUUGACAGUUGCAUUGUCUGUCCUUUGUAUGGUAUUUUAGUUACCCAGGUAGUAAGAAAACGUGUUUCUACUUACAACACCUUAGGUGGCGGUUGGUUGGUUUUUAUAGGAGUCAAAACGAACUCGCUAAACAGUAGGACAACACUGUGAACACUAUCUAACUCCGCUCCAAAUUUUGAGGGUAAGAGAUUCUAUUUCAACAACCGAGUUGUUACCGUACUCAUCAAAGACCACUUUGGCAGUCGCAUCGUUUGGCAAAAUGAUGAGUGAAAUACUCCCUCAGGUACCCUCCCCUGGUAGCGCCUUGUACCACCGCAUUCCAAAAUGCGCGCGCUGCCGUAACCACGGUGCUCUGUCGUGGCUCAAGGGACACAAACACUACUGCAGAUGGAGGGACUGUACUUGCUCCAAAUGUCUUCUCAUCGCUGAGCGCCAGCGAAUAACGGCCGCUCGAGUGGCUCUUUUGCGACAACAGCGAAAAAACUCAGAAAUGACGCAUAAAAUGGGACCCAAAGACAGCGACAAGGAACAAGUGGGAAAAGGUUUUGGAGAAGAUGUUUAUCAAAGACCUUCAAUGGUGCUUAACUCGAUGUCUACGAUACAUGGCAGGAACGACAGUGAUACAGAUUAUGAAGACGAAGGUAUUGAUCAACAACUGUCUCCGACAGCAUCCGAAGAAAACGCCAAUUCUCAAACCGAACAGCCUUCCGAACCCGAACCGACGAUAAUCGACGGUGUACGAAUUAAAACCGAACCGGAGAAAACGCCGGAAGAAGAGGAAGAAGGGAACACGAUAGUCACACCGAGUGAAAACGGGACUCAACUUCACUCUCCGAAGAGGAAAAUCAACGGCGAGACGCAACACGAUGAAAUCGAUGUGCUCCGACUUCACCCGAAGAUACCUCGAACUUCAGACAGCCCAAACGUGGGCAGAAAACUGCAUCAGGAUCCGCUCGUGUUGCUGAUGCGAGCGUUUCCGAGUCAGUGCCGAAGUGUGCUCGAGUUAGUCCUUCAAGGCUGCGGCGGAAACGUGGUUCAAGCCAUUGAGUGUUUGCUUCAAAAUCAGGAGAAGAAGCAGUUCCCCUUACCGAUGCCCGUCCCGGUGAUUGGAGGCGUUGGGGGACCACCCGCCACAAUUCAUCCAGCCCUGCACUUCCAAGCACCUCCGCUCUUUCGCAAACCGGAGCCUUUUUCGCACAGUUUCGGUCACAGGCCCCCUCUGAGUCCAACCUGUGCAUACCCGCCGCCGCCGCCAUUACUCAAACCCAAACCACAGGUCAGCGGUUAUCCUUUCUCGAUGGAAGCCGUCUUGGCUUCACCGCCGAACAAUGUUAGUGCGGGCUCAGGAUCUCCCAAGGGGGAAGAAAAAUCGGUGAUGGUACAUUUUUGCACAAAGUGCGGCCGAAAGGCGAAUUGCGAUGACAAUUUUUGUGCCUUCUGCGGGCAAAAACUCCACAAAUAACAUAAAAAUGACGUAUAACUAUUUCUUUAAGUGGGUAUGUGUAAAUGUAUCUUUAAGUAUCCAUGAGGUAUUCCGUAAAGAGAAAGUACAUUAACCCUCAAAGUCGAGUGUUCAACGUGAAAUUUCUCCUUACAAAUUUAAUAGAAGUUAUGAGACGUGUCAGGAGAGUCAAACAAAUGAUCGCCCCACCUAAUUUUUCUUUUGACAGUUCAACAUGUAUUGUCAUCUUUUACGAGGAGAAAAUUUUAAACCGUUGCGGAGAUUUGAAUGUUGAACAUUGGAGCUCAAAGGGUUAAUUUAUCUAAACGCAAAGGCUUUGCUGAUUUACUGUUCUACUUAACGAAGGGGAGUGAAAUUUUGUCGGGUAUGACUAUAGACAAUAAGAAAGAAACUUCCUCGGAUGAAAAUAUGGAAAGAAAACAAAUCGCGUGGUUAUAAACUCCGAUCGACUGCCAGAGUUUCACAUUCUUUUUUGUUCAUCGUCGAGGACGAUGUAAAGAUUUCUUUGUAUAUGACGAUAACGGAGCAGAACUGAAAAACGGUUUAUCGUGAGAAAAAAAACCGCCACGCGUUCAAAGAAGUGAUAAAAGAUACUUUUGCAUUUUAAGCUGUCAUUGACGCGGGUUUUCUGAAAAACAAGGCAACAGAACCCGAGAUACAUAAGGCUCGUGAAAUUUGCUCGCUCGUGUGUUUGUCAGUAUAAUAAUAUUUAUUAUUAUCACAAAUAUAUAUAUAGUUAAUCGCUUUGAUCUCUGAGAGGCACUAUCAAUCUUAUCCUUAAAAAGUUUCGUUCAUUUUCUGUGGAAUUGGUUUAUAAUCAAGACUAGAGAAAAUUAUGAAUUCUAAUUAAAGUUGGAGAGUAAGGAA
This is a messenger RNA of Orbicella faveolata, 2541 nucleotides long. RefSeq names its product doublesex and mab-3 related transcription factor 3, truncated-like. The record is from RefSeq and is a predicted model, not a curated record. Gene Ontology annotation, cellular component: nucleus. Gene Ontology annotation, molecular function: RNA polymerase II cis-regulatory region sequence-specific DNA binding; DNA-binding transcription factor activity, RNA polymerase II-specific; protein binding. Gene Ontology annotation, biological process: regulation of transcription by RNA polymerase II; sex differentiation. Lineage: Eukaryota; Metazoa; Cnidaria; Anthozoa; Scleractinia; Merulinidae.